Talaromyces stipitatus ATCC 10500 is the source of this 828-nucleotide messenger RNA. RefSeq lists its product as uncharacterized. Bases 1 to 828 code for a protein of 275 amino acids. The record is from RefSeq and is a predicted model, not a curated record. NCBI's taxonomy places the organism in Eukaryota, Fungi, Ascomycota, Eurotiomycetes, Eurotiales, Trichocomaceae. The transcript has 4 exons.
AUGGAACACGAUUCAGAAUAUAUCCUCACAGCGUCCCAACUUCAAUCCUUCCAAGAACUGGGUUAUCUGCUCAUCAAAGGUUUCCUCUCGGAAUCAGAAUCACUGCGGCUCCAACGAUGGGCACAGGAGAUUUAUGACCUUCCCCGAACGGAAGACGUGCCGUGGAUGCCAUACGAGGAAGUAAAUGCCGAUGGAAGGAGGGUGCUCUGCCGUACCGAAAAUUUCGCCAAUACCCAUACUGGCUUCAAUGCUUUUCUUCGGGGGACACGCACAACCAGUGUUCUAGAGCAGCUAGCCGGGGAGAAAAUGGUUCUGUUCAAGGAAAAAAUCAACUAUAAGCUUGCCGGAAGUGGUGGAUUUGAUCCUCAUAUUGAUGCCAAUGCGUACACGCACGUCAAAAAUAUCAAACAUCUUACAAUUCUCGUCGCUGUAGAUGAAAUGUCGAGCGAGAACGGCGGGCUCGAGGUCGUUCAGGGAAGCCAUCUAGACACGAUUCCGCUGGGAGGCGAUUGCUGUAUUGAAUCUGACUGGGUUGAUAAUCAUAAGUGGGUUUCAUGCAAUUUGCAGCCUGGUGAUAUACUGGUAUUUGGAUCGUAUCUGGCACACCGCAGUGGUGCCAAUCGGAGCGCAAGAGACCGAAAGGCCGUCUACGCGACGUACAAUUCUGUCUCUGAAGGCGAGUUGCGUAACCAGUACUAUAUAGACCGACGCAAGCUAUGGCCUGCGACGCAUUUGCGCAAAGACAGCGAAUCUUAUGCCGAGGGACGCGAGAGAUAUGCAUAUGGUUCACCGAUGCUGACCAUUGAUGCAUGGAAAUAUGCAAAAUGA